This is a messenger RNA of Belonocnema kinseyi, 4807 nucleotides long. It is a transcript of the gene ich, whose product is annotated as ichor. Gene Ontology annotation, cellular component: nucleus. The coding region runs from base 894 to 2111 and encodes 405 amino acids. NCBI's taxonomy places the organism in Eukaryota, Metazoa, Arthropoda, Insecta, Hymenoptera, Cynipidae. The transcript has a single exon. The record is from RefSeq and is a predicted model, not a curated record. Gene Ontology annotation, biological process: embryo development; embryonic pattern specification; embryonic hindgut morphogenesis. Gene Ontology annotation, molecular function: RNA polymerase II transcription regulatory region sequence-specific DNA binding; DNA-binding transcription factor activity, RNA polymerase II-specific.
GCGGCGCCGUUGGCGGUUGCAGCACCCCCGGCAGUAGAGUGGAUCCCUGGUGGAAUCCUGGUUCCUAUUGCCCCUCGGUUUCGACUCCAGGUCAACCAAGGCUCGACGAGGGGCCAUCGGACAACGGAUUCCAGUAUUGUAACCCUCAGCAUCGCUUUGCAGCCUCGAAUCAGAACCAGCAGUACCGACCGCAGCAGCAGCAACAUCCACACCACUUUAAUCAGUCGAACCUUAAUAGAAACGGUCAGGGCUUUGGUCAGAGCCUCGGUUUUGUGGACACCAGGUGCCCUGAUGUCGUAGGAUCCACAGCCAAUCCAUACAGCAUUUCCAAUACCUGCUCCACCGCAUCUUCCAAUAACGCGGUCCUAUCCAGUUUGUUGUCAUCCUCGUCAACAGCGACGGAAAACUCAGUAGCUCGAGGAGCCUCGUCCUCGGGGCGUAGCAACGUACUCUCCUCGUUGCUAUCCUCGAGUUCCUCCUCCUCUACAUCAACAACCUCUUCACUCAGCAUCCGCGGUAUAGCCAACGAAUCUUCAAAUUUAAACGGUAUCUUAUCUUCCUUGAAUGUAAGAAUCAAAUCCGAAGAGAGUGGAAGGAAUCGAGAAGAUCGUAACAAAUCUUCACCAUCUUUUAACACAUCCCUUUUAAGCUCUCUUCUUUCUACCUCCCGGAUCUCAAAUCGGAACAACGAAGAAGAAGUAACUAGAAAUAUCAAACUUGAGUACUCUCCAGAAGAGGACCUUGCGGAAGUAGGCGUUAAAGUAGAAUACUCAUCCUCACCUGGAACUUUGGAAUCUGCGGAAGAUUUGGCCGCUACAUCUCCUUACAUUAUUAAUAAUAGUAAUCUCCACAAGGUUGACCGAACAUCUGGUUCACCCACGUCUGAUAUCGUGAUGAAGUACGAGACUCAAACGGGCCCGCCAGCUCAACCACCACAUUUGACAGGGAUAGAACCUCCUCACAGCAGUCAAGGCAGUAGUAUCGCCGUUGGAGGAUCGCCAAACGAAAUAGCUGUUGAUAAUCUUCUAUUGUCGCCGUGGGGUGCAUCAGCACAAGAUUUUAUAGAAACUUCAGAUGUGAAACAAGCUGGUCUCCAAGAUGCCUGGGACACGAUCCUUUUGGGUUCAUCGGUAGGUGUAGCAUCUGCUCAGUCCUUAGCAGAGCUGAAACCUCUACCUCCCUUCACGGGAUACACCGGACAUCUUAGUAUCAACGGAAUACCGGGACAUCACUACCACACGAUAGCAUCCUCAGCGAGACCAAUGCAGUCACCCGCUCCCUCCUCAAACCAAGAAUACUACGAGGUUCCGGUCGUCUCUUCUAGCACGCCUUGUCCUCAGGGGAAUCAAAAGCAGCAUCAGCAACAGCAAAAUCAGUCAACGCAGCAAGUGGACUAUGAUGACAUCGAGGAUAUCGCAGAAAUCAUCGGGUCUGCUAUUGCAGAUACAACUGUACCUGGAGGAGGGAAUGGGCCGGGUUCGGAACACGACCCCGACGCUUCUAGAGACUGGAUAGACAUAGCCGAAUGGAUCGGCGAUGCUUGCUCUCCGAAAGCUCAGGAGCAGAGUUCCCCUAGCUACUCCCAGAUCUACAAUACAAACCAAUCUCAGGUACAACAUGGAUCGACGUUGCAGAGUUUGCUGACUCAUGGAUACGCACCUCUUCUUCAGGCCAGGCUUCAAGGAAAUCUUCAGAACACUUCCUGUGGCGAGACCCCAUCCUCCACUAGCCCUUAUCCGCCUGUUAGUCCUCCUGGAAGAGUUUCGACAUCUUGCAGUCCAGAUCAUCUCUUGCAUUCGUCCUUCGCUGCACCUUCUCAUCCCAGAAAAAGGUCGAGACCUAAUCCAGGAUCGCAGAAUCCCAAGAAGAGUCCAAGCACGACGGCUCUAUCUUAUGGAACUGAAUCAGGACUUAUUGGUGGAAAGGAAAAGCCCGUUCAUAGGUGUUCUAUAUGUAAUCGAGGGUUCCUCAAUAAGAGCAAUAUCAAGGUUCAUUUAAGAACGCACACUGGCGAAAAACCCUUCAGGUGUGAAGUAUGUGGCAAGGCUUUCAGGCAGAAGGCGCAUCUCAUUAAGCAUCAACAGAUUCAUAAAAGGAUCGGAAGGGAUUAAGGACCAGUAAGAAUCAAGUAUUUCUCUCUAAUGUGAUGAUGUACCGAUGUGAUGUUUUCACAUCCGCUCCAAGAACAUCGAACUGCUGCAUAGGUGAUAGAUCAGGGGUCUUCGAAAGUAGAUUCUGGGUCGACCGUUUCCAGACAUGCAGGUCGAUACCCUGCUUUGAGACAGAACUGUCAAGAAGGAUCCCGAUCCUUCACCAGAGUCGAAGUGGUAGACCCUGAAUCUACUUUUGGAGAAUCUUGCUUUAGAUAGAGCAUGGGUCUCCAAAAGUAGAUUCUGGGUCUAACACAGAAAAAAGAGUCCUUCCAGAAAAAAGGUAUGAAACCUUUAUUCCCUUGGCAGGAUAAUGGAUCUUGUUCAAUGACUUGGUGUCAGAUCUCGUGCUCGAAGUGAUGUGUCUCUGAUAUGAGUCAAAUCAUAUCUAUACACUGUACAUAUUACGCGUUCGUACAUACGAGUAGUAUGUAUGUAAAAAUGAGCGAACAGUGAAUUAAUGAUAUUAGUUAAAUAAUAUAAAGAUAUAUAUGAAUUUAUAAAUAUAAUUUAAGACAAAACAGAAAACGUGCGACCGUUUUCGUGCAACAAUGUACCUAUGCGUUACGAUCUAAUUCGAUUAUUCUAUUAUUUAUAAUUGCUUUUAUAUUAUCGUCCUCUACGUUCCCCUUCCAAUCCUUUAUUAUUUAUUUUCACAUGUCCUCUUCCUACCUCUAAAUAUUGUAAAAUAUUCUUGUAUUAAUAUUUAAUUCUCUCUUUAUCUAUUGACUUCUCUUCUCUAACAACGCUUCUUCCAGUCAUUUUUUUCGUCGCUUCGAAUUUACGUAUAUUUACUUCUGAUAUUCGACUUACAAGGAGAGGUCGCGAGAUGGUAAAUGCCGAUUCGACUGGGGCUUUAGACGGCGAAAGCACAUCAAAAUCCAUUGGGUACGUAUUUUUUCUUUCGAUUCCAUAGGUCUUAGUUUCCGAGAUAUCGAGGUUUGCGUAUUUACGCAUGAGCGCUCAACUCGACAGUUAUGAGUCGAGCGCGAAAGCGUGGCGCUUAGACUCGUCAAUGAUGAGUCGAGCGCGCAAAAGUGGGGCUCAAGUCUAAAUUUUUAAACCUCGGUAACAGAAAUUAAGAACCAUAGGAUCAACUGGAAAGAUACCACAUAUAAUGGGUUUGAUUUUCUUUCACUCUGUAAAGUCCCAAAAUUAUCGUCCCUUUUCUCGCGAUUCCUGCUUGUUAAUUUUCUUUGCUACUUUUCUAAACUAUAUUGUUAUUCCUCAUCUGCCAAUAUACGGGUUUUCACUAAGCGAGUUUGAGAACUGGUGUAUAGUAGAGGGUCAUUGGCUUUGCAUAUUGUAAGUAACCUAAUUUUAGCCACAGUUCUGACAAAAGAAAGAAAAGAGAGAUGUCAAUAAGUCUUGGGGAUAAAGUAGAUUUAAAACAUAUUUUUUAGAUAUUUUUCCAAUUAAUUUACUUUCCGUGUUUCGGUUCGUGUUCGAAUAUCAUUCGGUCUAUCGAAAAAUAUAAAAAGCUUAGCAUCGUUACUUUAAAAAAUCUUCGGAAACUUAUUGACACCCCUUCGAUGACCAAAUGUAUUUAAAAUACAGUUAGGACGCGCUAGACAAGAUGAGAAAAAAAAUAUUUUUUUUUUUUAAAUUGCGACCCUCGAAGGUGUUGAUUCUCGAGAAAUUUACAAACCGGUAUGCGUCGCCGGCGACUACAGAUUAGAACUUGUAUAGAGCCAGUUGUGAAUUAUUUAUAUAUUGAUGUUGGAUUAAAUGAUUGUUACCGUACGCUGAAACUCUUUUCACGCUUAUGCUUUCCCCACUCUUUGAACGAUCCUAUUCCUAUAUUUUUAUUCUUUGUUUAAAAUAUCAGCCAUGGUCUUAAACUAUUUGAAAAACUAAAUUGCAAAAUUAUUUGUGUAUUACAUUACAAAUAGAUUCUAAUGACAUUUAUUCAAUCUCUAUCUAUUGCUUAAAAGUAUGUUUUAAACAGUAAAAACAAUUCUCAACUCAGGAGAUCGAGUAACAUAUAAAAAUCCUGAUCGUUCCAUUCUCGAUUUCAAAAUCUCAUUAUCAAACUUUUCAGUUUCUUAAUUUCAGAUCUUUGCAUGUGACAUGCUCUAUCUUCACCCUAUCUACAUUACUGACAAUUCAUUAAUUCUGGCACUAAUUUUUGUUCGAAGAGAUAUAUUUUUUUUUUAAAGGAAAUACAUGAUUUUUUGCUUUUAGCGUAGCGGGCUACGCAAAUAGUGUUCGAGAUUUUUAACAAAGAAAAAAUUUUAUUUCUUGUUACAAAUUUCUGAUCGCAGUGAGUAGUUUCUUUUUCAAUGUUAAAUGUAAUUUACGUAAUACGGUAGCGUACCUAAUUUGGAUCUGUUGAUAGAUUUUCCCUGUUUUAAUUAUAAUUUACGAUCACCUUUUUAAGAUAGUGACCAAUUGUUAAGUUUUUUUUUUUUACCUUUGAGCAUCUUUGCAAAACGUUUCUAACGCAGGGUGUGCAAUAAAUAAUGAAUUCUUAUUUCCUUCUUCUUUCUUCUUCGACCUCGAGAUUUCCCUUCUUCCUUUGCGAAAACAAAUUGUGAUCUGUAAAUACAAGAACACAUUACUUGGACCGACAAUACUCGUUAUGGAGCGGAUAAAGUUCGAUUAUUUGUUACAUAUGUAAAUAAACUGUUAAUCAGGCCAUCAGGCAAAUUAUUCAA